GCAGCUAUGGCCAAGUGCAAAACAGAUUGCAUAGAGAAACCACUGGUGAAAUGUUUUGAGACGCUCGGUUAUUUCAUCGGGUCCCAUCCCUUGUGGUUCCUGAUCAUCCCCCUCAUUCUCGCCGCAGGUCUGGGGAGCGGGUUUUACUUUCUCGACGACAGGCUGUCCAACGACCUCGAAAAGGAGUUCACACCUAGUGACGGAAAAGCCAAGGCGGAGAGGGAAUACGUCCAGGAAACUUUUCACGGAAACGACUCCUUGUUUUCCAGCUUGAGGCUGAGCACAGACGGGAAUUUUGCAACCUUCAUAGCUACGAGCGACAAAAAUAUCCUGACAGUGGAGUCACUGCAGGCAAUCCUACAGUUGGAUCACAAAAUCAGGAGUAUGGUAGUGUCGUUUGACAGCCAGUCAAUUGCUUUUAGUGAUCUUUGUGCUGUCUUCAUGGGAUCCUGCGUCUCUAAUGAUAUUCUAGAUAUUAUUAACUACAAUGCCUCCUAUAUAGAAACUGUCGAUUUGACAUAUCCAUGGUAUAGCUUCAAAGGGAUGGAAAUUCCUCUGUAUCGAAGUCUGGGGAGUGUGACACUGUACAAGGAUACGCCACUUGUUGAAAAGGCUAAUGCCAUUCAGCUUUUUUACUAUUUACGAGAUGAAGACAAAUCAAAAACAGAUCUGUGGCUGAGAAGUUUCAUAGAUUUGGUUGCAAGCGAACAAACGAAUUUGACUUCAAUUCAGGUGUCAUACUCCACCUCAAUGUCAAGACAGUGGGAAUUUGAAGAAUCACCAGAUUCUGUCAUCUCUCUAUUCUCCAUCACGUAUACCAUCGUCAUCACCUUUUCAAUCGUAUCAUGUGUGAGGAUGGAUAAUGUGCGGACGAAGGUGUGGGUUGCAACAUGUGGGGUGAUCGCCACAGGUAUGGCUGUGCUGAGUGGUUUUGGAUUGCUGAUGAUGGUCGGACAACCUUUUGUGAUGACAGCGGCCUCCUGUCCUUUUCUGGUAUUAGGUAUUGGAAUUGAUGAUAUGUUCAUCAUGAUCUCCUGCUGGCAGAGGACCAAAGUUGCUGACAGCGUUCCCCAGCGGCUGGCCCAAACCUACCAGGAGGCUGCCAUCUCCAUCACCAUUACCACCCUGACCGAUGCUCUGGCUCUUUUCCUGGGCUGCAUCACUACCUUUGGCUCGGUCCGGUCCUUCUGCCUCUAUGCUGGGAUUUCUAUAUGUUUCUGCUAUUUGUACAACAUCACUUUCCUGGGGGCUUGUAUGGCUUUGAAUGGUCAGAGGGAGGGGAAGAACAGGCACUGGUUCACCUGUCGCAAAAUCCCAGAAGACUUACCUGAUGGGAAAUCAAAAGCCUCCCAAAUCUGCUGUAUUGGAGGGCGCUUCGAUCAACUCACUGGAAACGAGGAGAGUGAGUUCAUGAGCCGCAUUUUUGAGAAAAACUAUGGCCCAUUUCUAACCCACAAAGUGACUAAAUCAAUAGUUGGUGUCAUAUAUGUAGCCUAUCUGGCCGUUAGUGUCUAUGGUUGUACGACCUUACAGGAGGGACUGGAUAUCAGCAAUCUGGCUUUGGAUGACUCCUACAUUAAUAAAUACUACGAUGAUGAGAGUCUGCAUUUCUCUGAAUAUUACUACAGUGCAAUGGUGGUUAUAAAAGAACCCAUCGCAUACUGGGAUAAGGAAGUAAUGAAGAAAUUGGACACAUGCAUUGCAGAUUUUGAAAAUUUGACCCAUGUCAAUAAUACAUUAGCUUGGUUUAAUUAUUAUCAAGAGACUGCAAAUGGAAUGGGUCUCAACAUUAGCUAUGAAGAGGCUUAUCAAACCAAUCUGACCCUGUUCUUAAACUUUAGCCCAAUAUUCAGAGAAGACAUCAACACGUCAGCGGCCGGUGUGAUUCAGGCCUCUCGCUUUUUCAUUCAGACGCUAAACAGAAACUCAGAGGACGACACUAUGACCGGCCUCAGGAAAGCAGCAGAGAAAUGUCCAAUAGGUCUCAUGGUCUACCACCCUUCUUUCAUCUACUUUGACCAGUACACUGUCAUCGUGGGCAACACCAUCCAAACCCUCCUGGUGGCUGUGGUUGUGAUGCUCGUCAUCGCACUGGUCCUGAUACCCAGUCCUAUAUGCUCGCUUUGGGUGGUGUUUGCGAUUUGCUCGGUCAUUGUCGGCGUGACAGGAUUCAUGGCCCUGUGGGACGUAAGCCUGGACUCCAUUUCCAUGAUCAACCUCAUCAUGAGCAUUGGGUUCUCUGUGGAUUUCUCAGCACAUAUUUCUUACGCCUUCGUCUCCAGUAACAAUGCCGAUGUCAAUAAGAGAGCUAUGGAGGCCUUGUCCCAGUUAGGGUAUCCUGUUGUUCAAGGAGCAUUGUCCACUAUUUUAGGAGUGGUGGCGCUGUCCUUUUCUAAGAGUUACAUCUUCAGGACAUUCUUCAAAGUUAUGUUUCUUGUGAUUACAUUUGGGGUGUGUCAUGGCUUAAUGUUCAUCCCAGUGUUCCUGACACUGUUUGGAGCAUGUAAAUGUUGUUGAACUGAGGGUAUUCAAAUUCUUAUGAUUCGAGGAAUCGAGGAAGAGUAAGACAACUUCAGGUUAAUAUUGUAAUUUCUUUAGGCUUCUUUUUAUUUAUUUCAGCUGCAAUAAUAAAAUGGCAUUUGCUGGUACUCAUAAAAGUAACAACUGUAUAUACUUCCUGUUCUGCAAUGUAAAAUGAAAGAUGACACACACUGCUGCUGCUUCAACUAUUCUAUAAAAAUGAAGACAUUCAAUAUUUUAAUAAAAACAUAACUGCAAGUUUCUACCCACAACCUGUGUUGAAAUGUCACAUUUAGAACCAAGGAUGUCUCUAUUCAUUACAGCUUCAUGUUUGUUUCACAUUGUUCACAGACAGCAAUGCACAAUACUGCGACUGAUAGAACUGGCCAACCCUCACAAGUAUAAAAUCCUAAUGAUUCCAAUCCCGGUGCUCUACGUCUACAUAAGUGCAGUGUGUAUUUCUUGCAACUUUCUUUGUUCUGAACACACAGCGUGAAUUAAAUAAAUUACAUGAGGAUAGCACAAGUGUGUUUUUGAUUUUGUUCACUUACCCAAAGCGCUGCGACGUUGUAGUUUUCUCUUUUUACACUUUCUACUUCGAAAGGGACAAAAUAUACACUUAACAGUACAUUCCUCCAAAAGGCCACCUUUCAGCAACAGGGGGCCGACGGAAAGAGCAGGACAGGAGAAUGUACGUAUGAUCUUCUCAAACAUCCCAGACACCAUGAACUUGAUGGAAAACUCACUACAGCUCUAUGUACUAACUUGAGAAUCAAACGAGCUAAAGUAGGAGAUACAGCCUGACAUUAAUCAACUGAGUUAAAGCAACACUAUGUAACUUAUAACCUUAUAUAUCAGCUUCCAAUUUUCACUUUCAUUCCCACUCCUCUCCCUGAAAGUCUGGUCUUGCUCUAUCUAACUUUGAUGAGCAGGUACCAUCUCCUGUGAGAAAUGUGUACCUGACUGAGAGUCACAAGUUCCUGAGUAAUGCCGAACUGUAGAUCAGUUAAAAAGACUUGGA
Pleuronectes platessa (European plaice) is the source of this 3541-nucleotide messenger RNA. It is a transcript of the gene ptchd3b, whose product is annotated as patched domain-containing protein 3. NCBI's taxonomy places the organism in Eukaryota, Metazoa, Chordata, Actinopteri, Pleuronectiformes, Pleuronectidae. The record is from RefSeq and is a predicted model, not a curated record. The transcript has 4 exons. Bases 7 to 2517 code for a protein of 836 amino acids. Gene Ontology annotation, cellular component: membrane.